Grammomys surdaster is the source of this 3392-nucleotide messenger RNA. RefSeq names its product Rho GTPase activating protein 17 (gene Arhgap17). Lineage: Eukaryota; Metazoa; Chordata; Mammalia; Rodentia; Muridae. Gene Ontology annotation, cellular component: cytosol; cytoplasm; intracellular anatomical structure. The transcript has 21 exons. Gene Ontology annotation, molecular function: GTPase activator activity; protein binding. Gene Ontology annotation, biological process: regulation of actin cytoskeleton organization; signal transduction; positive regulation of GTPase activity. The coding region runs from base 121 to 2553 and encodes 810 amino acids. The record is from RefSeq and is a predicted model, not a curated record.
GUAGUCCCCGUCACCGCCUCCGGGGCCGGGAAGCGAUGUAGGUAGGACCCGCCAGACGGUCCCCAGUCCUCCCUAGCCCGAGCCCCGCGGCCUGCCGCCGCCGCCACCGCCGCCGCCGCCAUGAAGAAGCAAUUCAACCGCAUGAAGCAGCUGGCCAACCAGACCGUCGGCAGAGCUGAGAAGACAGAAGUCCUCAGUGAAGAUCUGCUACAGAUUGAACGUCGCCUGGACACUGUGCGGUCAAUGUGCCACCAUUCACAUAAGCGUCUGAUAGCCUGCUUCCAAGGUCAGCAUGGCACCGACGCCGAAAGGAGACAUAAAAAGCUUCCUCUGACAGCUCUCGCCCAGAACAUGCAGGAGGCUUCAGCCCAGCUAGAAGAGUCUCUCUUGGGGAAGAUGCUGGAAACCUGUGGGGAUGCUGAGAAUCAGCUGGCUCUUGAACUCUCACAGCACGAAGUCUUUGUGGAGAAGGAGAUCAUGGACCCUCUCUAUGGCAUAGCAGAGGUGGAGAUUCCCAACAUCCAAAAGCAGAGGAAGCAGCUUGCUAAAUUAGUGUUGGACUGGGAUUCAGUCAGAGCGAGAUGGAACCAAGCACACAAGUCUUCAGGAACCAACUUUCAGGGGCUUCCAUCCAAAAUAGAUACCCUAAAGGAAGAGAUGGAUGAAGCUGGGAAUAAAGUCGAACAGUGCAAGGAUCAACUUGCAGCAGACAUGUACAACUUCAUGGCCAAAGAAGGGGAGUACGGCAAGUUCUUUGUAACGUUAUUAGAAGCCCAAGCAGAUUACCAUAGAAAAGCAUUAGCAGUCUUAGAAAAGGCCCUUCCCGAAAUGCGCGCCCAUCAAGAUAAGUGGGCAGAGAAGCCAGCCUUCGGUACACCUCUGGAGGAGCACCUGAAGAGGAGUGGGCGUGAGAUCGCUCUCCCUAUUGAGGCCUGCGUCAUGUUGUUGCUGGAGACUGGAAUGAAGGAGGAGGGCCUUUUUCGGAUCGGAGCUGGAGCCUCCAAGUUGAAGAAGCUGAAAGCUGCUCUCGACUGCUCCACAUCUCACCUGGAUGAGUUCUAUUCAGAUCCCCAUGCUGUCGCAGGUGCUUUAAAGUCCUAUUUGCGGGAAUUACCUGAGCCCUUAAUGACUUUCAGUCUGUAUGAAGAAUGGACACAAGUUGCAAGUGUGCAGGAUCAAGACAAAAAACUUCAAUAUUUAUGGACAACAUGUCAGAAGUUGCCGCCACAAAAUUUUGUUAACUUUAGGUAUUUAAUCAAGUUCCUUGCAAAGCUUGCCCAGACCAGUGACAUUAAUAAAAUGACUCCUAGCAACAUAGCCAUUGUGCUGGGCCCUAACCUUCUGUGGGCCAAACAAGAAGGAACGCUGGCUGAAAUAGCGGCUGCCACAUCGGUCCACGUGGUCGCAGUGAUUGAGCCCAUCAUCCAGCAUGCAGAUUGGUUCUUCCCCGGAGAGGUAGAAUUCAAUGUAUCAGAAGCAUUUGUGCCUCUUGCUACCCCGAAUUCUAAUCACUCAUCCCAUACCGGAAAUGACUCUGACUUGGGAACUCUGGAGAGGAAGCGACCUGCCAGCAUGGCAGUGAUGGAAGGGGACUUGGUGAAGAAGGAGAGCUUUGGUGUGAAGCUUAUGGACUUCCAGGCCCACCGGAGGGGUGGCACUCUAAAUAGAAAGCACAUAUCCCCCGCUUUCCAGCCUCCACUCCCGCCCACGGAUGGCACCGCCUUGGCUCCAGCAGGCCCAGAGCCCCCUUCUCAGAGCUCUAGGGCUGACAGCAGCUCAGGGGGUGGGCCUGCCCCCUCUUCUGCGGGCAUAUUGGAGCAGGGGUUGAGCCCAGGUGACAGCAGUCCUCCAAAACCCAAAGACUCUGUGUCUGCAGCUACCCCUGCAGCAGGAAGAAACAGCAACCAGACAACCACGGUCCCAAACCAGGCCCAGACAGGUGGCAACUCCCAUCAGCUCUCAGUAGGCACACCUCACAGUGCAGCUGGUCCCAGCCCACACACUCUGCGUCGAGCUGUGAAGAAACCUGCCCCGGCACCCCCCAAACCAGGAAACCCACCUCCUGGCCAACCUGGAGGACAGAGCUCUCCAGGCACAGGCACAUCCCCAAAGCCAAGCGCCCGAAGCCCAUCACCACCUCAGCAGCCACAGCAGCAGCAGCAGCAGACCCCAGGCAUGCGCCGCUGCUCCAGCAGCCUUCCUCCCAUCCAGGCGCCCAGCCACCCACCACCACAGCCACCCACACAGCCUCGGUUGGGUGAACAGGGACCAGAGCCGGGCCCCACGCCACCUCAAACCCCCACACCACCUAGCACCCCACCCCUGGCGAAGCAGAAUCCAUCACAGAGUGAGACCACACAGCUGCAAGGAACCCUCCCAAGGCCACGGCCAGUGCCCAAACCCCGCAACCGGCCUAGUGUGCCACCACCCCCAAAUCCUCCUGGAACCCACAUGGGGGAUGGUGGCCUCACACCCUCAGUGCCCACAUCCUCCAGAAUUGUCACUGAUGCCCUUCCCGGUGCCCUCACAGGUGGGGAAGGUUUCCAGAACUAAGACACCAAUUCUAGGGUUUCUGAAUCAAUUCGAAACAUGUUUCCUGAAAUACAUUCAGACUUGGCAAGCAAAGAAGUGCCUGGCCACAUCCUGCUGGACAUAGACAAUGACACAGAAAGUACUGCAUUGUGAAGAAAGCCACUUGCCAGCCUUUGGCCCUCCAUCCCAGUGAGCGGAACUGGGUCAGGCAAGCCUCUGUCUCUGUAGACCAAACAGUGAAAAGCUUUCAGUGGGGGAAGGAAGGUCUGACCACGAAGGACUAGACUCCCACGGCCCAAGGAGAAGGUGAUGGCCGAUCCUCAAAGCUGAAUGACCUGAGUCGUAAAGAAGUUGGCUUGCUUUAUCUAGGAUGAAAAUCAUGCCAAAAAUGAUCAGGACAAAGAAAUACCUACAGCAGAAAGAGUACACUGCCGAGAAAUGUAUGGGAAGCCUUUGCCAGUGCUGUGACAGCGCUGGGAGUGACUCAGAAGAGACUUACCUGUCUAUUUAAUAAAACAUUCAUUAUGCAAGUUGCCUACUUCCUGCUACCUGGACUUCGGUUCUCAUGUACCAGAGGGAGCUUCCGUUCCUUCAGACUUGCUGCAGAAUCAUUUUGUAUUAAAUACAGUCUGUCUCCUCCAACCCCUAGAAUCUAGAGCAUUGUUGGCGACUGCUGGCUCUGUCGCCUCAUCAGAAUAGAUGUCAGUCGUGCCUUGUGGAUCGCCAGAAUAUGGAGAGAAGUAUACCAUUCUUUUUUAAAAAAACAAAACAAAACUAUAAUUGCUACUUGAUAAAGAGCGAAUGUUAUUCUAGUUUCAUGUUUAAUUUGAAUUAAAUAUAUUCUGUGGUUUAUAUGAAAA